Molecule: messenger RNA, 1856 nt
Organism: Alnus glutinosa
Lineage: Eukaryota; Viridiplantae; Streptophyta; Magnoliopsida; Fagales; Betulaceae
Exons: 1
Coding region: 397-1602 (401 amino acids)
Source: RefSeq, a predicted model, not a curated record
UGCUUUUUUUCUUUUCUUUGUUUUUUUCUUUCAUUUCCGCUUUCUCGGUAAUAACACGAACAGAAAAAAAAAAAAACAGUAUUUCUCCAUUCUCUCGGGGGACUGCUUUUGAUAUUCUCAAAAGGAACAAAAUCCAUGCCGAAUCAAUCGCAAUUACUCUCGUAGAUCUUACGAUCGCCAUUCUUCUCCCCUUAAUUUCAUCUACUCCAUCGGCAUCGCCGAAUUCCUUAUUUUCUUCAUUCAUUUUGAUUAACAGAGCAGAAGUCUCCAAUUCUUGUUUUCUUUUCCCGAGAAAAUUCAGAUCCAUAUGUGCUCACCAAUUGCUAUUUAUUGUUAUUCUUAUCAUUUCUUUCAUUUAUUGGAGUUUUAAUAUUUGAUUGCAAUUUGUUUGCGAGCAUGGAAGGAGGUGCGCGGAGGCUAACGCUGUGGGAUCAGAUGUCCGCGGUGGACGGCGGCGGUUCGGGGGAGGCGCUAUCCGGCUUGACUCUAAACGACGUGCUGAGAAGCACGGCCGAGAAGCGAGCCGCCACCCCCGCUCAACCAGCUUCUCCGGCGGCUCCGCUGAGCAAUCGGACCCUCCUGGACGUGAUCCGAGAGCAGGACCUUAACGCCAGGUCGUCCUUCAAAAAUCUCAUUGAGAGCCACCCUGACCACCACCACAAUGGCAGGGACAAGAAGGCUUGGAAGAGCUUCAAGGACAAGCUCCGUCUCAAGCGCGCCGGGGCUGCUUGGACCUCGUCCGUCCCUAUCCCGGCCUCGGAUAUCCCAAUACAGAAUAGUAAUAUUAGUGACAACAAUAGUAGGCUGCUUUCGCUUUCUAGGCGCAACUCGGUCCGGUUCCAGUACUCGCCCGAGCCGACCCAGUCGGAGGACGAUCCGAGUUGUUCCUCGUCUUCCUCAGGUCCGGGUUUCAGGCCGCAGAUCACGCGCCGGAGCUCAACCCGGUUCGGGCAGUUAUUGGCUUCGAUUCCGUCGGAGUCAACUCAGGACGGCGACUCGGACUCCUCCGACGCUGCUCCUCCAAGGGUUCCGAGUCUCAGACCACAAAUCUCGCGCCAUAACUCCACGCGCUUCCUGUCGACCCCGCGCCAGAACUCAAUGUACAACAGGGACGCCAUUGACGACGACGAAGACGAAGACAGGGAGGAGGCUACAUCUCCGCAUGCGCCUACGCGCCAACUCGCGGCGGUAUUGGCGGAGGAGAGAGCGCUCUCGGCGCGUGAAGCCGUGGCCGCACAGGAAGCGGCGGAGGCGGCGGCGGCAGCGGAGAGAGAAGUACCGGCGGAAGAUAUGGCGGAUACGGAGGUGCCAGUGCCGGUGGUGAGGAUGUCGUUGAUGGACCUGAUGGACUAUAACAUGGCGGACGAGGAAGAAGACGAGGAGGCUGAAGAGGAGGAGGAGGAGGAGGAGGAGGAAGUUGCGGCAGUAGGAGGGGGAGGAGCGGAGCACAACUGCUGCGUAUGCAUGGUGCGGCAUAAAGGUGCGGCGUUUAUACCGUGUGGCCACACUUUCUGCAGGCUGUGCUCCCGGGAGCUCAUGGUCUGCAGGGGUAACUGCCCUCUCUGCAACCGUUUCAUCUUGGAAAUCCUUGACAUUUUCUAAUAUUUAUUUUUUGACAUCCUUUUAAUUAUAUUCAUAAUUCCACAUUUUGGCUACAAAUUUUUUUUUUUUAUUGCUCUGCUAUUGAAGUGGAAACCUCGAAUUUCUAUUUUUGGUAUAUUGUUUAUAUUUUGUCUGUUUCGAUUUGUUUAUAAUUUGUUAAGUCUGUAACAACGGUCACCUUGCCCAUUUUGGGGCUAUAAGCAUGUAACGGAUUCCACAUUGACAAUUAUGGAUUGAGAUCGAUCUUACCAGUU